Messenger RNA from Zea mays, 2132 nucleotides. RefSeq lists its product as uncharacterized. The transcript is spliced from 10 exons. Lineage: Eukaryota; Viridiplantae; Streptophyta; Magnoliopsida; Poales; Poaceae. Gene Ontology annotation, molecular function: chlorophyll(ide) b reductase activity. The record is from RefSeq and is marked validated. The coding region runs from base 166 to 1701 and encodes 511 amino acids. Gene Ontology annotation, biological process: chlorophyll catabolic process; PSII associated light-harvesting complex II catabolic process.
GAUUAUUAUAUUUAUUCACUGGUAAAGCCCAGUGGAGAGCACACGCCUCUUCUCCCCCCCCAAAAAAUCCAGCAGCAGCAGCAAGCCCCACGCAACAUUAGCAGCAGGAGACCACCCCAAUCCCCCACGGACAUUCGCCGCGAACCCUUAUCUGCACGCCGCGCCAUGGCCGCCGCCGCCGCCGCCGCGGUCGCCCACCUCUCCAUCCACGGCCGCCUCCGCCGCUCACCGGAGCAUCGGCCGUCCAUCACCACCACCACCACCUCCUCCUCUUCCUCGUCCGCUCACCGCCCGUCCCUGCUGCGGUGCCGCGCGUUCAAGCAGGAGGCCGGCGACGGCGACCCGGCUGAGGCCGACGCGCGGAAGCGCAGGAAGGGCCCGCUGUACAAGCUCAAGGCGGCGAUCCAGGGCCUCGCGGGAUCCCGCUCCGCCGCCGCCGAGGUGUACGGGGGAGAGUACCAGUACCAGCGCGCCGUCGAGAAGGCGGAGGAGAUAUUCUUCUCGGUUACUACUCAGCUAGGCAGAUAUGUUAUCACUAUGAUGAGCAGCGGUGUUGUACUUGGGGUUGGAUUCCAGCUGUCAGGUGGAGACAGCCAAAUGAACGAACUAAUUUGGUAUAGCUGGCUUGGUGGGGUGAUUAUCGGCACAAUGAUAGGUGCAAACAGUGUCCUAGAGGAACACUGCAAAGCUGGACCUCGCAAUGUCGUCAUAACUGGAAGCACAAGAGGGUUAGGAAAAGCGCUUGCUCGUGAGUUUCUUCUUUCUGGAGACCGUGUUGUAAUUACUUCACGAAGUCCUGAAUCAGUCCUUCAGACUAUAAAAGAACUUGAAGAGAACAUACAGGAAGGGUUAUCUGUUGCCAAAAAGAAGCAGAGGAAUAUUCUAUCGCAUGCCAAGGUUGUUGGUACAGAUUGUGAUGUCUGUAAACCUGAAGAUGUGAAGGAGUUAGUGAAUUUUGCUAUUAAUGAGCUUGGUUCAGUUGAUAUUUGGAUAAAUAACGCUGGCACAAAUAAAGGUUUUAGGCCAUUGGUAACCUUUUCAGAUGAUGACAUCACUCAGAUCGUCUCAACAAACCUAGUUGGUUCUCUACUGUGCACCAGAGAAGCCAUGAAUGUCAUGCAAUACCAAGAGAAGGGAGGCCAUAUAUUCAACAUGGAUGGAGCAGGUUCUGGAGGAUCAAGCACACCACUAACAGCUGUCUAUGGUUCAACUAAAUGUGGACUAAAGCAGUUCCAAGGAUCACUUCUGAACGAAAGCAGAAGAUCAAAAGUUGGAGUGCAUACUGCUUCACCUGGUAUGGUCCUCACAGACCUUCUGUUAAGUGGUUCAUCGCUCAGAAAUAAACAGAUGUUCAAUUUAAUAUGUGAACUUCCAGAAACAGUAGCCAGAACUUUGGUUCCAAGGAUGAGAGUUGUAAAAGGAAGUGGAAAGGCAAUCAACUACUUAACACCACCAAGGAUCUUGCUUGCUCUGGUUACUGCAUGGGUUCGACGGGGUCGAUGGUUUGACGACGAGGGAAGAGCGGUGUAUGCAGCUGAAGCUGAUAGAAUUCGCAACUGGGCUGAAAGUCGAGCACGCUUCUCGUUCACCGACGCCAUGGAGAUGUACACGGAAAACACAUGGGUUUCCGUAUUCUCGCUCUCGGUGGUCUGUGCGUUCAUAAUCCUCUCUAGCUCCGGUGGACCUCUUCCAGGCACAUGAUUUCCAGAGCUGUCAAACUACUAGUAGACGGCCAUGCAUAUGCUCAUUUUUUACCCCACCAAAGGCAUUCUACUACCAGAAGCCAUUUGAUACAGCACUUAAUGAAUGGGGAAGAAGAGAACCCCCCACAGAUGUAGAUAUAUAGGUGCAACGGAGAUUAGCAGCUGCCUCCUCGCACCAUUUAAAGUUUGGCUAGCUAACCUAUGUGCUCAUAGAAGGGUAAAUAGAAUUUAUUGCGUGGGCAUUCCACUGCCGUACGUAAGCUGGACUAUGAUCCGUGACUUUUUUAAGGACAUGUAUGCAAAGUUAGGUGAGCAGGAUCAGAGUCGACAUUGCCUCGUGUACAUGCAUGUAGUUGUCAUUAUAAUCACUGUAACUUCUGGUAUCGCUUGUACCCUUCAAAAUUCGAAGACAUUAUAUUGUGAAGCGAA